AUGGCUACUCAGAUUCGUGAUACGCAAUUUGGCCACCUCGUACGAUUUCUUUCUAGAAACAAACUGUUCCUAUUCCCUGACGAAGCCGAUUCAUCUAUAUGGAAAAAGUUGCUACCGGGAGAUAAAGGCUUGCCACUCGAGUCUCUAACAGAACAAACCAACGCCACACAAGGAGUUAUUGUGCAAGAUUCCAAUGCGGAUCAGACAGCCGUGGACAAUGGAAACUUCUAUGUGGUAGAUUGGUAUGGGCCUGACGAUCCAGAGAACCCUCAGAACUGGUCCAGAAACUGGAAACUACUAGUCUCUUUCCUCAUGUGUAUUCUCAAUUUUUCAUUCUACAUCGCGAGCUCGAUAUAUGUCCCUGGCAUACCGAGUAUCAUGCAAGACUUUGGCGUCAGCGAGAUCGUCGCCACGCUAGGGCUCUCCCUCUUCACGAUUGGUUAUGGAUUAGGUCCCAUGCUCUGGUCUCCGAUGUCCGAGAUCCCCCAACUCGGGCGUAGCCCCCUUUACUUCUGGACGUUCCUCGCCUUCAUCCUCCUGCAGCUGCCCACCGGCUUCGCCGUCAACAUGCCCAUGUUCCUCGUCUUCCGGGUCCUGACCGGGUUCCUCGGCAGCCCGCCCCUGGCGACCGGCGGCGCCACCAUCGUGGACAUGUACGACAUGGCCAGCGCCGGGUACGGCCUCUGCAUAUUAUCCUCGUUCGGCGUCCUCGGCCCCGUGUUCGGCCCCAUAAUAGGCGGCUUCGCCGCGCCCGCCGAGGGCUGGCGCUGGACUAUCUGGAUCUUCACGUGGCUGUGCGCGCUGGUGCUGAUACUCCUAUUCUUCAUGCUCCCCGAGACGAGCGCGGCGAAUAUCCUGUAUAGGAGGGCGAAGAGGCUCAGGGAAACAACUGGCGACGCCCGAUUCAGGAGCCGGUCCGAGAUCGACGCCGCUCGGUACAAGCUGAUAGACCACCUGGCUGUUCUGGGGAGGGCUUUCACGCUGACGUUCUCGGAACCGAUCGUUUUCUUCAUGGACCUGUACUCGGCCCUUCUGUACGGUAUUCUGUUCCUCUGGUUCGAGUCGUUCCCUCUCGUGUUUGGCGAUAUCUACGGGAUCGGCACCGGCGCGCAAGGCCUAGCUUUUCUGGGGAUCUUCGUCGGCGCCCUUGUGACCGUACCUCUAUACCUGCUGUGGGUCAAGCGCGGCGUGGUUCCUAUGUUUGCCAAGCCGUCGUUCAAGCCCGAGAUGGUGCUCCCGCCAACAUUCGUCGGCGCCGUUUCCCUCCCGAUCUGCCUCUUCUGGUACGGGUGGACGGCGCGGGAGAGCGUGCACUGGAUCCUGCCUAUCGUAGGCUCUAGCAUCUUCACCGUCGGCGUGGUCACGCUGUUUAAUACGAUAUUCAACUACCUGGGGAUCUCUUAUCCCGCAUACGUCGCGUCGAUAUUUGCGGGGAACGCGCUUUUCCGAGCUUCGUUCGGAGCAUCGUUUCCUCUCUUCGCGCGUGAAUUAUUUCGCCAACUUGGUAUCGGUCCCGGGAAUUCGCUUCUUGGCGGGAUAGCUAUCUGCUUCAUUCCCAUUCCUUUCGUCUUCUAUCGAGUAAGCAUGAUCCUGACUCCCCGUUUCCUCCUUACGGAACUAAUUGAGAGGCAGUAUGGCCAUAGGAUUCGUCACAUGAGUAAAAACGCUCGGCAUGAUAUCUGA
This is a messenger RNA of Daldinia caldariorum, 1683 nucleotides long. Its product is annotated as benomyl/methotrexate resistance protein. The record is from RefSeq and is a predicted model, not a curated record. NCBI's taxonomy places the organism in Eukaryota, Fungi, Ascomycota, Sordariomycetes, Xylariales, Hypoxylaceae. Gene Ontology annotation, molecular function: fluconazole transmembrane transporter activity. Gene Ontology annotation, biological process: xenobiotic detoxification by transmembrane export across the plasma membrane. The coding region runs from base 1 to 1683 and encodes 560 amino acids. The transcript is spliced from 4 exons.